GACAAAGUCCUGCGUUAGCUUUAGCUUUAGCUUUAGCUUUAGCUUCGGCUAGUUGCGACUAGAGAAGUUGCUCAGCAAUUAUCGGAAACGCGCUAUUUAUUCUUCGAAAUAAAGCCAAAGCAAAUCUAAAUGUCUAAAUGUCGACCCUCACGUGGAUUGUGAGAUGAGCUUUUAUUUUGCAGAACCAGACCGGAAGUGUUCAGCGCCGUUGUUUUGACUUGACGGCGGUGAACUGUUGGCUAACAACAAUGAGAAGAAUAGAAGUGUAAAGCGAGCUGUACUGUUUGACUUCUACAAGGUUGUAACUUUCCCUCCGUCCCAACUGGAUGCAGAGACAGAUCAUCUUUUUUGCUCAUAAGACUGUUUGUGCAGGCCUACAAGCUCUCAGAACACCUGUCAGGUGUCAGCAGCUCCUGAAACUGUGUCGAGCCUUUUCAGCUGUUCAUCUCAAUCACUCCUCAUUGGUAUUCGAUAAGCACAGACUCGUCCAGAGCGCUCUUGCCCAGCCGUCCCUCCAUCAGUGUUUCUCCACAGAGCCAGACAUGGCAGAGCAGAGGUUCCUGGUGGAGUAUGCCAAACGAGGCACCGCAGGCUGUAAGAAAUGCAAGGACAAAAUCCAGAAGGGCAUAGUGCGGAUAGGAAAGGUCGUGCCAAACCCUUUCAGCGAGUCAGCAGGCGACAUGAAGGAGUGGUACCAUGUGAAGUGUAUCUUUGAGAAGCUGGAGAGAGCCAGAGCCACCACCAAGAAGAUCGAGGACAUCACAGAUCUGGAGGGUUGGGAGGAGCUGCAGGACGAAGACAAGGAGCUCAUUAAUAAACACGUGUCAGACCUGAUGGCCAAAGUCAAUGCUAGUCCAAAGAAGAAGGUGCAGGCCAAGAUGAACACCAGUGGUCAGCUGAUGGGUCCUCCUGCCGACCCAUCUACCAGCGCUCCACGCAAGUUCUCAGGCUUCACUGCUGCGAAGGCCGGCAGCUCCACCUUCAGCCCCGGACCGUCGUCUUCUCCCGCUAAAGUGAGCCAAGGCAGCGCGCUGUCGGCUCAGCUGUGUGAGCCGCAGCACAAGGACUGCCUCUUCAGAGAGUUCAGAAAGCUGUGUGCCACAGUGGCAGAACACAACAGCUACAACACCAAGACACAGAUCAUUGAGAAGUUCCUCAGGAAGGGCUCAGGAGGAGAUAAGUUCCACGGAGAUCUGUACCUGACAGUGAAGCUGCUCCUGCCGGGCGUCGUGAAGAGUGUCUACAACCUCAACGACAAGCAGAUCGUAAAACUCUUCAGCCGCACAUUCAGAUGCAACCAGGACGACAUGGUGCGAGAUCUGGAGCAGGGCGACGUGUCUGAGACGGUGAGGAUGUUCUUUGAAGAGAGUAAAUCAUUCCCCGCGGCAACCAAGAGCCUCCUGACCAUCCAGGAAGUAGACGCCUCCCUAAUGCGCCUCGCCCAGCUGACCAAGGAGGACGAGCAGCAGAGUGAGCUGGAGAGUAUCGCCAAAAAAUGCACCGGUAACGACCUGAAAUGCAUCAUUCGACUAAUUAAACACGACCUGAAAAUGAACGCUGGAGCUAAACAUGUUUUGGACGCUGUGGAUCCAAACGCCUACGAUGCCUUCAAGGCCUCCCGUAAUCUGGGCGAUGUGAUCGAGCGUGUGUUGAGGAAUCAGCAGGAUGCAUCGAACGGAUCAGGACCGAGGAAGCUGCUCACUGUGGAGGCCUCGCUCAUGACCCCCGUCCAGCCCAUGCUGGCGGAGGCAUGUAAAUCCAUCGAGUACGCCAUGAAGAAGUGUCCCAACGGGAUGUACUCUGAGAUCAAGUAUGACGGGGAGCGAGUGCAGGUCCACAAGAACGGAGACACCUUCAGCUACUUCAGCCGCAGCCUGAAGCCAGUGCUGCCACACAAGGUGGCUCACUUCAAAGAGUUCAUCCCUCAGGCCUUCCCUGGAGGACACAGCAUGAUACUGGACGCUGAAGUCCUCCUCAUUGACACCAACACCAGCAAACCUCUGCCCUUUGGGACUCUGGGUGUCCACAAGAAAGCCGCCUUCCAAGAUGCCAAAGUGUGUCUCUUUGUCUUCGACUGUAUCUACUUCAACGGUGUGAGCCUCAUGGAGAGGCCUCUGCAUGAACGCAGGAAGUUCCUCCACGACAACAUGGUCGAAGUCCCCAACAGGAUCCUGUUCUCAGAGAUGAAGCACGUCACGAGGGCAGGAGAUCUGGCUGAUAUGAUCACUCGGGUCAUCAGAGAGGGACUAGAAGGUCUGGUGCUGAAAGACAUAAAGGGCAGCUAUGAGCCGGGGAAGCGUCACUGGCUGAAGGUGAAGAAGGAUUACCUGAACGAGGGGGCGAUGGCCGACACAGCUGACCUGGUGGUGCUGGGAGCGUUCUAUGGAAAAGGCUCCAACGGGGGCAUCAUGUCCAGCUUCCUGAUGGGCUGUUACGACCCGGACUCGAAGAAGUGGUGCACGGUCACCAAGUGCUCUGGAGGCUACGAUGACGCCAUGUUGGCCCGGCUCCAGAAAGAGCUGGACAUGAUCAAGAUCAGCAAGGACCCGAGCAAAAUCCCAGGCUGGUUCAAAAUCAUCAAGAACUAUUAUCCAGAUUUCAUCAUCCGCGACCCCGAGAAAGCUCCUGUGUGGGAGAUCACUGGAGCAGAGUUCUCUAAAUCAGAGAUGCACACCGCCGACGGCAUCUCCAUCCGCUUCCCCCGCAUGACCAGAGUCCGCGAUGACAAGGACUGGAAGACCGCCACCAACCUGCACCAGCUCAAAGAGCUGUUCCGCAUCUCGAAGGAGAACUGUGACUUCAAGGUGACCGCUGGACCGUCUACGUCCGGAGAUGACAAAGGUUCGUCAGGAGGCGACAGCGGAGGAAACUCUCCACCAGCGCCGUCUCCUGGGAGAGCUCCGGCCAAGAGGACCAACACCAAAACUCCUCCCAAACCGAAGGCGGUGAAAUCUGAGCCUCGUACUCCAGGACCAGACGCUCCCAGCACCAAGAAGGUGAAGAAGAGUGAAAGUGUUCACAGUAACGGACAAACCAAAGCUAAGACGUCUCAGCUGCUGGAGCUGAAGAGCGACAAGACUCUGCUGGACAUCUUCAGUGGGGUGAAGCUCUUCCUGCCCGUCUCCACGCAGGACUUUGACAAACUGCGGCGGUACUUCGUGGCGUACGACGGAGACCUGGUGGCGGAUUACGAGGCCGCCUCGGCCACGCACACGCUGGCCGAACCAGAAGAAGACAGCCGGGCCCAGAGAGUGACGUCCGGCUGGAUCUGGGAGUGUAUCCGGAAGAGGCGCGUCGUCCCGCCCUGUUAAUGAGAACACAGAGUUUACUGCAACACAACUCUACGUCAGGUUUAACUACAUGAACAGUAACAAUAUGUUCACUCAGUUUAAUUUAUUCUCUCAGUCCCGUUCGUGUCACAUGAACCAGCCGAACGGAUCUUUUAGAUUGUGCAGAUGUUAAUUGGACGAUUGUGAACUGUUUACUGAUGAAAUGAGUUGUUUGAGUCUGUAGACGUAGUUUUUCUAAGAGAACAUUAAUGUCAAUCAUGACAUGCGUGUUCACAGAUCAGUGAGGACUGAAUGAUGUCAUUGUUUCAGUUGAUUUCUGGCGACAAACUUUAUUUGAUGAGUUUUAUUUUAACACCCGGCUCUCACAGACGCUCCGUGCAGACCUGGACAUGAAUACACAGCAGGAUCAUGAUCAAAGUGUUGUCAUUAUUUUUACUGCCUGAGUGAAACGUUUUGUGAGGUAUUAAAGCUGAGACGUGUCUUCCAUCAGGAGGAAACAGAACCUGAUAAACACAAUGAAACUG
Messenger RNA from Acanthopagrus latus (yellowfin seabream), 3814 nucleotides. It is a transcript of the gene lig3, whose product is annotated as ligase III, DNA, ATP-dependent. Bases 327 to 3311 code for a protein of 994 amino acids. NCBI's taxonomy places the organism in Eukaryota, Metazoa, Chordata, Actinopteri, Spariformes, Sparidae. Gene Ontology annotation, biological process: DNA recombination; double-strand break repair via alternative nonhomologous end joining; mitochondrial DNA repair. Gene Ontology annotation, molecular function: DNA binding; ATP binding; DNA ligase (ATP) activity. The record is from RefSeq and is a predicted model, not a curated record. Gene Ontology annotation, cellular component: DNA ligase III-XRCC1 complex. The transcript is spliced from 22 exons.